This is a messenger RNA of Patiria miniata (bat star), 3354 nucleotides long. RefSeq names its product cell growth-regulating nucleolar protein-like. Gene Ontology annotation, cellular component: nucleolus. The transcript is spliced from 6 exons. Lineage: Eukaryota; Metazoa; Echinodermata; Asteroidea; Valvatida; Asterinidae. Gene Ontology annotation, biological process: rRNA processing; negative regulation of transcription by RNA polymerase II. Gene Ontology annotation, molecular function: DNA binding. Bases 150 to 2027 code for a protein of 625 amino acids. The record is from RefSeq and is a predicted model, not a curated record.
AAGACACAAGAUCGCGAUUCCCACGUGAGUAGUUUUUAUCUCAAUAUUUUGGGCAGUAUCUUUGCUCAAGGCAUAGGAAACCUGCCUGUCAACCAAUGGUACAUAUUUCCUUCAAGCAUAGAGCAAGGAAAACGUGAAUAGCUUACAGAAUGGUAUUCUUCACUUGCAAUUCCUGCGGCCAGUGUGUUAAGAAAGCUCACGUCGAGAAGCACUAUCUGACGGAAUGUCGCAACUGUGAAGUUCUGUCAUGCAUGGAUUGUGGAAAAGACUUUGUAGGGGAUGACUACAAACAUCACACAAAAUGUGUCUCGGAAAACGAGAAGUAUGGUGGGAAGGACUACAGAGCGAAUGCCAAACCAAACAAGGGAGAGGUCAAACAGUCGCAGUGGAUCGAGUGUGUUCAAGCAGCGAGUUCCUCACAGUCCGUCAGCCCUAGAGUCAGGGGUCUGCUGAACCGUCUAGCUGAUUACAACAACAUUCCUCGGAAAAAGGCCAAAUUUGAGAAGUUUGUUCAGAAUAGCUUGAAGGUGUGGGAUGCGUCGUUGAUUGAGCAGAUAUGGACUGUGUUCAGUGAGGCUGGCAACAAGCAGAAAACACAAACUGAGCAGAAGUCAACAGACGAAGCUGGUCAACGAGAGACACAAGGUCCUGAGAAGGAUUCUGAACUUGGACAACAGGACACAAGAGCUCCGGAGAGUGGAUCACAAAACGGUGAGUCCUCAGAGGCACAGUCUGAUAAACACUGUGGACGGGACACCAAGAAGAAGAAAAAGAAGAAGAGAGAUAAACAUGAGCAGCAGGAGUCUACGGAAGGCUUGAUUGAAGAGACGAGCGUGGUGCAUGAGGGAGGGGCUGGCGGGAAAGAAGACAAGCAGGAAGACACUGAUUCACCGAAGAAAAAGAAGAAAAAGAAACGUGACAAGGAGCAACAAGCUUCCAAGGAGGACUUGAAUGAUGAAGUGGAGGAUGUUGUUAAGAGUGAUGCUGACAGGACUAAUACCAGUGGAGCUGAACAAGAGGAAAGAGGACCAUCAACGAAGAAGAAAAAGAAGAAACACCAAAAAGAUUCUGCUGAAGAAGAUGAGGAUGUAACAAAGCUGAGAGAUAAGGAAAGACAGAUGGAAACUCACAGAGAACUGAAACACGAGAAAAGCAAUGAAAUAAGAAAAGACAAGCGACAACACAAACAGAAGAGGGGACAUUUGAAAGAUGAAAACAGCAAGGGAGUCAGCAGUGAUGCAGCUGAAAGAGACGCAGGACUAAAAAUGGAUCCGGGGCAGAAGACAAGAAAAACGGGCUUGGUUCAUGUAAAUGGAGAUGGAGAGAAAAGAAAACAGAAAAGAGACUCUGUCAUAGAUGGAGUGGGCGAUGAAACAGGAGGUGUCAUAGAUGGGUUACUUAUUCUGAGUGGGAAGAAGAAACAGAAGAGACAAAAAGCUAAGGAGGAAACGGGGUACAUGUAUCACAAGGAUGGAUUGCUCUUGGUGAGCGAAAAGAAGAAAAAGAAGACGAAGAAACACGAACAUGAAUCUCCAGAUCAGAAUGGCGAUGAUCCAGAUGUAUUGAUGACCGAAUCCAAGGUUGAAAAGAGUGAAGGUGGGGCUGUUCACAUCAGCAGAAAGAAGAAAAAGAACAAAUCAAAGCAUACAGAAGCCACUACCGAUGACAACGUUGAUGCCGGUGAGAAAUUAUUUGACAAGAAGAAAAAACACAAAAGUAAAAAUGAAGACGUUCGUCUUGAAGAAAGUGAUCCAGCUCAACAGACAGAAAAGAAGAAGAAGAAGAAAAGAAAGCUGAAUUCCACCAGUGAUGAAAAUGGAGUGCAACUCAAGAUUCAAAAUGAGAAUGGAAACUUUGAGCAGGAAUCUCCGUCAAGUAAAACCAAAAAGCCCAAAAAGAGAAAUCAGGUGGAUAGUGCAGACGACUUCCAGACACCCAUCAAAAAGAAAAAACGAACCAAAUUUGUCGAUGAGAAUGGACAAACAGCUCGGAAAAAGAGCCAUACGAAGAAAAAAGGACAUCCCUGAAAGUGCAACUCAUUUGCAAACCGAUCUUAUUCCUGAGAUUGUUACGCUCCUGUUGUUACAAAUUUCAGAAUUUCUUUAUAGACCUGAGAGAUCCAGAAUACAAGUAUUUUACUUGGGUACAAUAGUUCGUGUUCUUCACAUUUAUUGUAAACGUUGAAGACAAAAGUACUAAUUUAGAUCAGAAAAUGGUUCCAGGAGACUGAAGGUGUUCCAACAAAUUGCCAAGUUGUACUUAGUUUGAAGAUACUUAGAUUAUCUGCACAUGCUGCUAUAAAAAAAAGCGUAAUACAUAGCUUAUCCAUUCAAAUAAGACAGUGGUCAAGUUUCGGUUUAUAUGCUGGGGCAUGCCGAGUUUGGACAUGAAACAUGUUUUCAAAGUACAUGUACAUCAUAAGAAAAUCCCUUUACAACCAAUUUUUUGCAAUGAUGUAUUUCUAGGCCCUUUUUCUCUAAGUCUAUUUUUUGCCAUUUUUCUUAGUUAGUUCAGACUUGUUGAUUGUACUAGGCUUCAUGCCCCAAUGUCAUAUUCAUGUGGUUAUCCGAUACAUUAUUUCUGUGAAUUUUUAGAUUUUUUAGUUGGUAAGGAAUUUGACACUUGGUUUUAUUUUUAAUGAAAUAGCAGAUUAACACAAACACAAUGUGUAACAAUAAGAAAUCGCGACAAAAAUAUAUUUUUUUUCUCCUUUUAUUUUAUUGAUCCCUGCAUAGCUGCAUGUUCCUAGUUACAUUUGAAAUACAUGUUACUGUAAUUUUAAGUCAAUGUCCCCCCCCCAAAGUGCUGCAUUCCUAAAUACAAUUCUUUGCCCCCCUUUUUUAACACAUUCCUUUUGGUCCAAAAGAUGUUGUUUUUUUAUUUGAGAAUUUGAUGAGUUGACAUUUUAAAGGUUUUUUUAACGAUAAUUUUCCAAGUGAUUGCCGGCCAAGGUAUUUUUUUCCCUAAAAAAUACACAUACAUUGUAUUCAAUACUUUUUUUUAUACUGUACAGCAAUUCCAAUCGAUGUAAGAUUUUUAUCCAAGAUUGGUUUCAUAUAAUUUUUCAGUCAUGAUAAGAAUGGUGAUAUGAAUAUUCAAAUAUUAUUUGAUGUAGAAAAAAACAUUUAAUCUUUUUCAGUGAAGAAAUCUCAGUCACAGCUUGUAACGAGUGUUACGUACUCAAUCAAAUGUCAAUUAAAGAUCAUGAUUUACAAGAAAAAGGUUACAAAUGUAUUCCCAAAAUAUUUUCUUGAUUAACACUAUGUAUCAAAUGAAGAUAUAAAGCUGCCAAUAAAAUAUUGCUUUAUGAUAUUAAGUAAAAGCUGUCAGAUUAAAAUCAUUUGAAAGAUUUCA